UACUCGCGCCUGCACAUCACCCCUCUGGAUCCAGCCCUUCUAAAAGUCGUUGUGCCUCCUUCUGUACUCCCUCACGCCCGCUGCGUCUCCUACCACACCAUUCAAACCUUUCCCGAGAGGCCCUACGGCUUCAUCGAGCUGCCCUCUGCCGACGCUACCAAGAUCAAGAACAAGCUCAACGGGGCGGUCCUCAGGGGCAGCAAGAUCCGUGUCGAACUGGCCCGACCAGACAACAUGCCACAGCCAUCUCCAGACGCCGUGGUGGACCACCCGUCCUCCUCCAAAAGGUCCAGAGCUGAAAAGAAGGACAGGAAGGACAGGAAGAGGAAGCGUGACCCUCAAGAGAUUGUAGGGAUCGAGCUGGAAGAGGGCCGCAAGGUCAAGCGCGGCUGGACAGAGAAAAAAGAAGAAAGGAAAUCGGCCAAGUCCAAGGAUAAAGAAAAGAAAGAGAAAAAGGACAAGAAAAAGAAGAAGGCCAGAGAACCAGAGUCUCUCUACUCUGAAGUGCCUGAGUGCCUGAUCAAGACCCAACUGCCACCAAACAGGCUUGAUGUGGCCGAAAAUGCAGCCACAGAUCACAAGAAGAAAUCCAAGAAGAAGCAGGCAAGAGAGAUUGUGGUUCAUGAGUUUGAGAGGAACACCAAGUUUCCGACAUUUCUCAAGCCGGUCGCAGCAGAGACCACAAAGGAGGCAAAGAAGGAGACCUCCUUCAUAGAGGGCAAGGGGUGGGUUGGUGAUGAUGGCACUGUUGUGGAGGAGGUGAAAAGCACCAGGCCCAAAGCUUUCCCCAAAAUUCAGGUCAACCAGUCACGCCAUCCCAAGCCAAAGGAGACAGCACAAGAAGAUGAUACCAGCAGUAGCAGUGGUGAUAGCAGCAGCGACGACGAGAGCUCUUCAGAGGACAUGUCUGAACCUUUCCCGGUCAGUCAAAUGAGCACCAACAAAGAGGUCAUUUCUUCAUCACUUCACAGCCCCACAACUGUACCUACAGCAACAACAGGGCCAGAGCAGGCGAGGCCAGAGUCUUCAGGCUCACUCAGGAGUCUCACUAUCAAGAUCCCACCAGCAACUCCAACACCUGGCUCCAGCAAGGUACAUCCCCUUGAAGCUCUGUACAAGCGGCAGAAAGGAGACCAGACUGCCAACAGCAAGAGUGAGGCUGUUGAUUCUGGGGCGCCUUUUUCCUUCUUUGGUGCCCAUGGAGAGGACAUUGACAGUGAUGAGGAUCUGGAUGGGGAAGACAAUGCUCUGGAAAGUGAUCAUGCUGCUGUGGACAGCCUUGGGGUGCCUCCCCCGGGGCCCCCAGUGCCCAUGACCCCCUUCACCAAGCAAGAUUUCGAGUGGAGGAACACCAGAAGUGCAGCUCCCACUCCAGACACUGCUCAUCCCAGCAGAAUCUCGAGGUUCUGGCCCUUGAGGGGGGAAGAGGAAAAUGUUCUAGAUGAUGUCCAGGAGGACGCGAGGGAAGAAGAUGGCAAUGAUGAGGACACAGCUGGUCACCAUAGUGGUGCUCCUGGGGAUGGCGACGAAGCUGAGAAGGGAGCCACCAACCCCAACACAGAUUUCCAGAAGUGGUUCUGGGAAAACCGCGGUGAUCUCAACAGGUCAUGGAAGAAGAGGAGAAAGCUAGCUGCCAAGGAAAAGAGAUAUCGAGACAACAAGGCCAGGGCAGACAGAGCCGUCUAA
Molecule: messenger RNA, 1686 nt
Organism: Cryphonectria parasitica EP155
Lineage: Eukaryota; Fungi; Ascomycota; Sordariomycetes; Diaporthales; Cryphonectriaceae
Exons: 2
Molecular function (GO): nucleic acid binding
Source: RefSeq, a predicted model, not a curated record